UCUUCCGCUUUUGCUGUCAAGCUGCCGAAGCGUAAGUACUGCGAGACUGAAGACGAGAAGAAGGCGGUCAGAGCGAGGAGGCGAGAGAAGUGGGAGAGGAAGGGAAAUCGGAUCGGAUCUCCGAUGGCAUCGCAGAAGGAGCGGGAGAACUACAUCUACGUCGCCAAGCUCGCCGAGCAGGCCGAGCGCUACGAUGAGAUGGUGGAAUCGAUGAAGAAGGUGGCGAAGCUCGAUGUGGAGCUGACCGUGGAGGAGAGGAACCUGCUCUCCGUGGGGUACAAGAACGUGAUCGGUGCGAGGAGGGCGUCUUGGAGGAUCCUCUGUUCGAUUGAGCAGAAGGAGGAGGCGAGGGGGAACGAGCAGCACGUGAAGAGGAUCCGGGAGUACCGACAGAAGGUGGAGUCGGAGCUCUCCAACAUCUGCAACGACAUCAUGACCGUCAUCGACGAGCAUCUCAUCCCGUCGUCCUCUGCUGGGGAGUCCUCCGUGUUUUACUACAAGAUGAAGGGAGAUUACUAUCGUUACCUGGCAGAGUUCAAGAGUGGCAGUGAGAGGAAAGAGGCUGCAGAACAAUCUCUCAAGGCCUAUCAGGCGGCUACCAGUACAGCUGAGGCAGAUCUGUCUCCCACACACCCAAUUCGUCUGGGUUUGGCAUUGAAUUUCUCUGUCUUUUAUUAUGAGAUUAUGAACUCACCUGAAAGGGCCUGCCACCUUGCCAAGCAAGCUUUUGAUGAGGCCAUCUCUGAGCUUGAUACGCUGAGUGAGGAAUCUUACAAAGAUAGCACAUUGAUUAUGCAACUUUUGAGGGACAAUCUCACCUUGUGGACCUCUGACAUUCCAGAGGAUGGAGGAGCCUAGCGUGUUUCCAUCUGUAUGCUUCACAAAAGAAGUCUAGGAUAAAAAACAAAAUCACACAGUUUAUGUGGAACAUUUCCUCUACCACCCUUUCUCGCGGCAUGCAUGGAGCUGGCUGGCAAGGAACCAAUAGGAAGGCUCCAGAUUAGCUGUUGUGUGUUUUUGUUUCUUCCCCCCUUUGGAUGAGCAAAUGGAUCUAAAUUAUUUCUUCAAAAUGCAAGGUUCUGUUGUUCCUUCAAAAUCUGGAAUUUGAGCCUUAUAUGUUUUUGACAUUUUCUAGGAUCUUUGAAUCCGUAAAUUCAGUUUAAGCUAGCACGCUUGUUUUUAUUUGGAAUUUUUUAUGAUGUUCUUUGCCAUGAUGAG
Elaeis guineensis (African oil palm) is the source of this 1218-nucleotide messenger RNA. NCBI's taxonomy places the organism in Eukaryota, Viridiplantae, Streptophyta, Magnoliopsida, Arecales, Arecaceae. The record is from RefSeq and is a predicted model, not a curated record.